AUGCUGUUCUGUCGAGCUGUUGGUCUGGAAGUGCGUUUGGUGUACGAUGUUACAGACCAUGUUUGGUGUGAGAUCUGGAGUAGUGACCUGGACCGAUGGAUUCACUGUGAUCCAUGCGAAAAUGUCAUCGACACCCCGCUUCUCUAUGAAAGGGGCUGGGGAAAGAAACUGAGCUAUGUAGUUGCACUUGGCUUGGAUCACAUAACAGAUGUUACGUGGAGGUACACGUACGAUCACAUGGAAACGGUGGCCAGAAGAAAAUCAUGUCGCGAAGCAGUUCUGAGAGAUUUUGUUAAGGAACAAAAUAUUGUCCUUGGGAGAAUAGUUACCGAUGAACGAAGGAAAGAAUUGGAAAGAAGAUGCCUGAAGGAACUGAUCGAGUUCCUUAGUCCCAAUAUGCAAGUACGUGAAGGUAGCGGAGUAGAAGAGCAGGGACGAACAACCGGUUCCGAGGAAUGGAGAAAACAGCGAGGAGAAGCUGGUGAUUCGAAGCAGAAGUCGCCGGCAGCAGUGGUGCUUGCGCCAACUGAAGAAGAAAUUGCUAACAAGCUUUUUAGCUUGGAGUACGACUGCGCGAAAGAUGAAUACAAAAGAGGGCCAAAUGUAAUUAAGGGCUGGCAAACGCUUGUCAAUAAGCAAGAAAAUGUGUGUCGA
Gongylonema pulchrum is the source of this 654-nucleotide messenger RNA. The record is from the annotation of a GenBank genome assembly. Lineage: Eukaryota; Metazoa; Nematoda; Chromadorea; Rhabditida; Gongylonematidae.